AUGACACUCCAGUAUCCGGAGCUACCUAUACAAGAACACUCGAAUGCAUUCUGGUGUAAUCCAAAGAUUGUACCACGGCUUGCAGUGCUGGUUCUCAAUGCAUCUCAUGAUUCAUGGUGCGUGGCAAAGAACGAUGUGGGAUUCGACAGUUCGGAGCUGUUUUGGAACUUGUGGACCCAUGCGUCACUUACAGUUUGUGCUGACGGUGGCGCCAAUCGUCUGUACGAUCGUAGCGUAGAAAUUCAAGCACAGGAUAUUGUCACACCACACUAUAUCAAAGGUGACUUGGAUUCGCUUCGUGAUGAUGUACGUGACUUUUACGCUGCUAAGGGGACAACAGUUUUGAAGGAUCCGGAUCAGGACACGAACGACUUGGACAAGUGUUUGCAACUGAUCUAUCAAGUGCAGGAAGAGCACGAUACAGAGGGAAAUAAGAACAGACAGUUUUCCGUCAUGAUUUUUGGUGCUAUGGGUGGACGUUUUGAUCAGGAAAUGCAGAACAUCAAUGCAUUGUUUCGUUGGAGAGACAAGUUUGAGCAGAUGGUGUUGCUGGCAAAUGAGACGACGGUUCGGUUGUUAAUGCCGGCGAUUCGGCAUGUGAUCAUACCUAAUUUUAACUUUGAAACACGCACGUGCGGCUUGAUUCCAAUAGCAGGAACGUGCAAGGAGACAACAACGUCGGGAUUAAAGUGGAAUCUGAGUCCGGGGAUGGAAACAGGUUUUGGUGGACUUAUUAGUAGCUCAAAUCACAUGGAAGAUUCAAGUGAGCAAGUGGAGGUUGUGACAUCGCAUCCAUUGAUUUGGACGACGGAGCUGAAAAAGUAG
This is a messenger RNA of Peronospora farinosa, 825 nucleotides long. NCBI's taxonomy places the organism in Eukaryota, Oomycota, Peronosporomycetes, Peronosporales, Peronosporaceae. The record is from the annotation of a GenBank genome assembly.